This is a messenger RNA of Pseudomyrmex gracilis, 2177 nucleotides long. It is a transcript of the gene Upf3, whose product is annotated as regulator of nonsense transcripts 3B. The transcript is spliced from 6 exons. Gene Ontology annotation, molecular function: mRNA binding. Gene Ontology annotation, cellular component: cytoplasm; nucleolus. NCBI's taxonomy places the organism in Eukaryota, Metazoa, Arthropoda, Insecta, Hymenoptera, Formicidae. The record is from RefSeq and is a predicted model, not a curated record. The coding region runs from base 207 to 2015 and encodes 602 amino acids. Gene Ontology annotation, biological process: positive regulation of translation; nuclear-transcribed mRNA catabolic process, nonsense-mediated decay.
UUUCGUAAACAUUGUUUGUACAAGAGCCAAAAUGGCCGCAAUAAUCGUGACGGUCGUGUAGGUGCCCGAUAAAUGCGAAAUAACUUUCUUAAACAGAAGGGGACCGUUAUUCGCGUGAAUAUAUUUCGAAUUGUACAAGUCGCAAGAAAACAACAAACUUCUCUCGAAGCUCAGGAAAGUUUUGCGAGCGUGUGUUGCAAGUCAGAAUGACUGAGGAAACGCACUCCGAGGAUGCUGUGCAAACAGACGCUUCUGUGCCAAGUGAUAACUGUCCUGUACAGAACGAUGCGCAACCCAAUUCUACGGAUCCCGUGAAAACCAAAGAUAAUAAAAAAGAAAAAUGUCGACCUCAGACAAAGGUGGUGAUCAGAAGACUGCCUCCUACAAUGACUCAGGAACAAUUCAUAGAACAAGUCUCUCCACUGCCAGAACACGAUUAUUUUCAUUUUUCAAAGGCUGACAUGUCACUUGGACAAUUUGCUUUUUGCCGUGCAUACAUCAACUUUGUUGAUCAAAAGGAUAUCUUUGUGUUUCAAGAAAAAUUUGAUAAUUAUAUCUUCAUAGAUUCUAAAGGAGUGGAAUAUCCAGCAGUAGUUGAAUUUGCACCUUUCCAAAGAUUACCAAAGAAACGGGUUGGCAAAAAAAAAGAUCUCAAAUGUGGUACUAUUGAAAGUGAUCCGUAUUAUAUGAGUUUCUUAGACAGUUUAAAAAAUCAAGAAGUCGAUUCGAGUACAAUUCAGUCAAAAACUGAAUAUUCCUACCAACCUCCAGAUAAUACAGCAAAAAAAGUUACAACAACUCCUUUACUUGAAUAUCUGAAACUCCGUAAACAAGAGAAACAACGUAUUAAGGAUGAAAAACGUGAGGAGCGACGAAAAAGAGAUAUAGAAAGACGAAGAACAAAAGAUGACGCUGUUAUCUCUAAGUUUUUAAGAAAUCUGGACGUAGAUAAAGAAUCUAGAGACGAUAAAGAAAAUAAAGACGAGAGAGACAAAUUCUUACCGAAGGAUAUGAAGAAUAAAAUCAAAAGAGAUGAAAAAAUGAGAGAAAAAUCAUUGCGAGAUAGAGAAACUAAACCUAUUAUUAAAGGAUAUAGAGUUGAUGAUAGGAAUAAAGAAAGGGAUAUAAAACAACGACGGUACGAUGAGAAAAAAGUUUAUGGAAGACGCGACGAUCGAGAGAUCGUGAGAGAAGAGAGAAGAUUUGAUCUCAAAGAUGACAGAAGAUAUGAGACGAAGGAAGAAUUUAGAGAAACUAAGGACAGAAAGGUGGAAGAACGACGAGGUAAAAGCUACGAGAAAAUGAGACAAGAGAAGAAAAAGUUGGCGGAUAUGAAGAAACAGAUUGUCGACGCUAACGGAGACGAUGCGAGUUCAACGAAAGUAAAAGAGGAAGAACAUGAUAUGAUAGAAAAAGAAGAAGAUAGGAAUAAUAAAGAAUCGGUACUUAACGAAAACGAUUCAAAGUUGUCUGCCAGAGACAACGAUUGCAAACGUGAGAUUGCUGAAGACAGAGUAGCGGACGCAACGCAAACUAUCUAUCCAGACGGUACGGAAGAAGAGAACGGUCCAAUUAAUACAGAUGCAAACAACAAGGAAACAUCCGAAGAAAAAGAACCGAAAGUUGUAAAGAGACGUAAUUCUCUCGAAAGUAGCAGCGAAGGCGGCGCAGGCGACGGUAAUUGUUUGCGACGUCACAAAUCGUUAGACGGAGGAGGCCAGAGCGACCUACAAAAGAAUGAAAAUGAAGAGAAGGAGAAAGAUAAAAAAGAUCCACGACUGGAACGUAGAAUACGAAAUAAGGAUCGUCCAGCGAUGGAGAUUUACAGACCCGGCAUGGGCAAGUUCAGCAAGCAACGGUUAGAACGCGAGAAGUCCAACAACGAUGACCGAGCGUCUCUUUCACAGAGUCCAACGCCGAAUUCCAACACACAAACUAAUAAAUCUGGGAAAAGUGGAACUACGGAAGUGCGCUCGAUGACAUUCAAACGCAGCUUUGCUCGCGAUGCGGCGUAACGAGUUUCCUUUUCAUCACUUCAACAAUCCAUUUAAGAUGGACUCGCGGAGUCGAUAAUGUCCCGGUCGAGUCUUCAAUCUUGCAGUAGAUUUAUUUAAUCAUCACAUGUAUAAAUGUAUAAUUUCACACGUAAUUGUUUAAAUUACUUUGCGUAUAUAUUA